Salvia splendens (bonfire salvia) is the source of this 2030-nucleotide messenger RNA. RefSeq lists its product as uncharacterized. The record is from RefSeq and is a predicted model, not a curated record. Bases 1124 to 1762 code for a protein of 212 amino acids. The transcript is spliced from 4 exons. Lineage: Eukaryota; Viridiplantae; Streptophyta; Magnoliopsida; Lamiales; Lamiaceae.
UUGUUGGUUAAAUUUUCUGUGUGACCCACUCAAUGUGCAAUGUGCAAGUGCCCGUUGAAUUGGGAAUGAAAAGUAUUAUUUUAUUAUCGUGAAAAAUUCACCGAUAAUAAUAUGAGUAAUUUAGUCUUAAAUUACUUGGAAUUACUAAUAUAGAUCUCAUAUUUAAUACACUCCCUACACGUCGUCGUAUCUCCUUCGCAAAAUUGGAAUGCCGCUCUCACCCACCAACCUGCGAUUGACGAAAUCUCCAUAGCUGUCCGCUGCUCUUUCUUCAAGGCGACCACAAUUGUGAAAAAGAACCAUCGCAGCUUAUGACGAUUCCCAUCAGGAGGAAGCUCUUCCACCGAAGUUGAAUCCGACCGGUUAUCGAUUUCUUUUAGCGGUCUUUUAGAGGUGGUAUGUUUGCCUUCUUCAAUGUAUAAUUGAACAGAUGCACAAAUGAAAUAGGCAACCGUAACAAAUUUCUGCUAGGUGUUUACAAUUAAAUUGCCUUCGUCAAUUUUGUGUGUUCGAAUAUAUGUUUUAGUAUAACCUGAACCAGCGUGAAUGUAUAAGAUAAUGCAGUCUGAGAUUUAAUUUGUGUUGGUUCUGUGGUCAUUUUUGGUUGGGAAAUUUAUGAAGUAUCGUUUCUUUCAGUCUAUUGCAAAAACUAUAUAUUGGAUAAAAGUUUCUAGAUUAGAGAUUUAUUGCUUCAAUGGGUUUUUGUGGUUGUUGCUGUAAUAUAUUAAUCAUUAGUUGAAGCUAGCUCCCAUGGGAUCCCAACAAUUAAGUGCCAAUGACACCAACGACAGUCCAUUGACAGAUGUUGAUCCGGAUCUUCAUAUUGGUAGAGGGAUUGCAGUCGACAGGUCAAGACGUGUAUGGACACAACGUGAGGAGGAGAUCCUUAUGUCAACUAUGAAGGAGCUGGCUGCAGCCGGAUGGAAAUCGGAUAAUGGCUUCCGUGCAGGAUAUUUAACCCGAGCAAAAGAGGCACUUCGCCGCGAAUUCCCAAAGACCGACUUAUGUGUUCACCCUCACAUCAAGUCUAAGAUCAGUACUUGGAAGAUGAACUACUAUUCGCUAAUAUUAAUACUUGACCGCAGUGGCGUGGGUUUCAAUGCCUAGAUAUCGAUGAUGAACAAUGGGCACAAGUCGUGCAAAAGACAGCAAUGCGAAAUAUAUGAGGAACAAGUCUUGGCCCUUAUUGAAUGUCUGGAAAGAGAUCUUCGGGAAGGACCGUGCGGAGGGAAUUCGGUUUGUGGAUACCGGGGAUGCGGUUCGCAUAAUUUAUGGCUCAAAGGUGCCUUUGAAUGAAGAUUCAGAUAAGUCUUCCCCACUGACCUUAGACAAACUCUACCCUGACCACAUCUUCCCUGAGGGUGUGAUACCGGAGAUGGUUGACGAGAGCACGUCAGUACCUGUUGCAUCUGCUCCAAAGGUGUCGCACAAAAAGAACAAGAAAAGGAAGGCUGUUGAUUCGAUGGACAAGGUGGACAAGAUUGAUAGUGUCCUUACUUUGAUGACUCGCAUCCACGAAGACACGAAUGAUCGGUUGAAGGAAAUCUAUAGUCGAAUUGGCUAUGAGUUCGAUCUUAGCGUGAAGAGAAUUGAGGUGUUCAAUCAAGUGAAAGGUAUGGUCGGCCUCAUCAUAAAGCAACAAUUUUAUGCAGCAAAAAAGCUUGUUAAGGAGCCCGAGCUUAUGGAUCUUUUUCGGGGUCUGGAUGAGUUUGCUCGUCCGGCCUUCGUGCUAGAUCUUCUGGACACUGAUGGGAUGCUAUAAAAGUGGGGGUCAACGUUUGCUAGUCUUUUGUCGUAUAAGGCCAAUGUAUUUUACGUAGUAUGCCUGUUUAUGCUUGUGCGGUUGUAUAUGAUGAACUCCGAACAAUAUGUGUACUCCGUUUAAGAUCGUCUUAACAAUCCAGACACAUGUGUAUCUGAAUGAUGAAAUAUUGAAAUAUUGGGGUUCAUACUGAUGCUUAAAUUGAAAUCCACUUUGUUGGUUGACUAUUAUAUUUGUUAAUUAUUAAGUAAUGGACUUGUUAAAUAUA